Symbiodinium pilosum is the source of this 598-nucleotide messenger RNA. Lineage: Eukaryota; Dinophyceae; Suessiales; Symbiodiniaceae. The record is from the annotation of a GenBank genome assembly.
AUGGACAAGUGCACGCAGUGCAACAAGUGCAGUCUGAUCUGUCCGCAUGCGGCCGUGCGGCCGUUCCUGAUGACAAAUCAGGAGCUGGGCAAGGCUCCAGCUGCAUUCAAGGACGGAAGCCGCGCUGCCAUUGGAGGUGGAGUGCUGGACAACUACCAGUAUCGCAUCCAGGUCUCCCCAUGGGACUGCACGGGUUGCGAGCUCUGCGUCCGCAUUUGCCCGGCCGACGCCUUGUCACUGAAGCCAGCUGCAGAGAUGAUUCAGCAGGAGGAGCCGAACUGGAACUUUGCAAUCACUCUGCCUGACCGCGGCGAGGAAAUCGACAAGACCACGGCUUUCAAGCAGCGCCGCGACUACCUGGCCAUGCAGGUCGAGGCUGCCCUGACGGACGAGUCCGUACCCAUGUCCGAGGAGCUGCGCCAGGCCCUGAAGCAGUACCUGGUCAUGCGCCAGGAGCAAAUGCAUGAUCUCCUGCUCCCCCGGGGCCGCAGCAUCUACCACCAGAUCAUGGAGAAGCUGGUGCCCCUCCUUGAGAAGGACCGGCACGCGCACCCGAAGAUCAAGGCGCUCUAUGACCUGCUGCUCAGCUGCAUGACAG